This is a messenger RNA of Morone saxatilis (striped sea-bass), 707 nucleotides long. RefSeq names its product transmembrane protein 220 (gene tmem220). Lineage: Eukaryota; Metazoa; Chordata; Actinopteri; Moronidae. Bases 73 to 396 code for a protein of 107 amino acids. The transcript is spliced from 3 exons. The record is from RefSeq and is a predicted model, not a curated record.
GUGUGUCUGUAUGUAAUCUGUGAACUGCUGCAUGCAGAAGUCAGUAAAUAUCAAACAAACCCUCCCAGUUUAAUGACACUGUCUCUUAACCUCGUCCUUUACGUGCCGGCGGCCCGGGCGGGGAGGCGAGCGGCUCAAACAACAAUGGGUGCAGUUUGCAGAGACAGCAGGUCCUCUGUGCUCCCUGCGAGCUGGAGAGUCUGCAACCUGCUCAUGGCUUCAUUCUUCUCUCUGGCGACCUACGUGCAGAUCAAUGACCCGGACGCAGGCGUGUGGAUGGUGGGUUACGGUGUCCCCGCCCUGCUGUGUGCGUCAGUAAGCCUGGACCCUCAUGUGACAGGUGCGUUUGAUUCUGUGUCACUUUAUUCCAUUAUUUGCACAUUGAUAAUAAAAUAAAACCAGUCCUUUUUAAGUUCUAACGCACCCAGAUUUCUCCUUUUCCUGGGACAGUUUCCUGUUUUCCUCCACUUUUACAGGCUGUUUGAACUCCACAUGCACUUUCUCUGCAGAGCUGAUAGCGCCACCCAGCGGCCUCAGGGUGUGUGUGCAGGGCGGUGUUAACAGGCUCCUCUGCAGAGAUUUUGGUUCCUAUUUUUAUUUUAAAAAUGUUACUUUUAUCGCAUAAUUUCAACUUUUUAUCUUCUGUUUUGACUUAUUUAUUGCAUAAUUUUGACCAUGUAACUCUAUAAUUAUACUUUUAUACAGUA